AGCAAUUGAAAAGUAUUUUAACGAGCCAAGAAUUAUGUCGUGGUGCAUCAUCGUCUCUUCGUCUUUCAAUGAGUCUAAACGAAUUGACUCAUUUACAAAUCUCAAUAGAAAUAAGCGCAAUUCUCUUUUGUAGACCACUCAACUUCAAAUUCUCAUCAUGUUCGCUCGCCUUCGUCUAGAAAAAUCCCCUAGUCCCUUAAAGAACAAUUCUCCCACUCGUCAGAAGGCCUUAAAACGCCGUCUGUUUCUCGACGAAGACGAAGAACAUGACGAUGCGCGUCCACCAUCACCUAAAAAGAAAAAGCAAACGCAUUACUCCGUCGCGACUCUGUUUGAUAAAUACAAGAAGCCAAGGGCAGAUGAAGAGGACCGCACCAUAAACCGUUACCAUAGUCGUCGUCAUCGCCCGAGCCGGUCGCCCGAGCCGGACCCGCCGCUGGUCACGGAGCUGGAUGAACGAUACACACACCUCCGCGCAACCCUGCACAGCGCCGCCCACUCCCUCCUCGAAACCGCCGAAACAAAUCUCGUAACGCAAAGCGAAUCCAGUAUCCGCGCAAACAGGCAAAAAGCUGCAACCCUCGAAACCCAGCUAAACAGGCGACUAACAACACCCCUCAUCGACCUAACAGUCGACUACGCAGCCACAGGACCCGACGGUCGCGCCCGCACAGCCGCAGUCGCGAUCCGCGGCGCCGUAUCCGCAUUUGAAGAAUCGCUAGCCUCGGCAAGCGACGAUUUAGACCAAUUAUGGACCGAAUGGGCCGAAGCCCAAGCUGAAAUCGACGAGUUGUUGCUUCUUAGUGAUAGUGAAUCGUCCGGAUCCGGGUCGCGGAAGGGAUUAUCGCCAAGUUCGUUACGCACAAGUAACGGUGAUAGUGUAACUAAGGGAAUAUCUGCUUCCUCUUCACACGCGGAGGUACUCGGCGCAUUUAAAUCCGAUCUCGAUAGCGCGAGUAAAGAUGUCGUGGAGGAGAUGAUGACGUAUGAAGAGAAAUUUCUCAAGGAGAUUGAGAAGGAGGCCGGGAAUAUCUUGCAUUCGUUCCUGAACCGCUGAAGCUGCUGCGCGACAUGUAAAUUGGGGUUGAGGUUGGAAUUGGGUGUGGUUGGUAGAAGGAGUCUGGGAUGAUCUCGAGUGACAUUGUCGAUGUGUAUGAACGGCGUGGGCUGUGCGGGUAAAGGCUCUUUUCAAUGCCCGGAUGGCGCGUUUUGCUGUUCGGGAACCCAUUGUGAUUUAAUUGGGUGAUUGAGCUGAGCUUCGACGAAAGCUUCGAUUAAUUUAUAUUGGCUGUAUGGUGAAAUGGAUUUAGUAAUGGCUUCAGCUUUCUAAUUUAUGCGAAUAAAUUUGCUGGUAUAAAGGGUC
Messenger RNA from Hypoxylon trugodes, 1363 nucleotides. RefSeq lists its product as uncharacterized. The coding region runs from base 158 to 1057 and encodes 299 amino acids. The record is from RefSeq and is a predicted model, not a curated record. The transcript is spliced from 3 exons. Lineage: Eukaryota; Fungi; Ascomycota; Sordariomycetes; Xylariales; Hypoxylaceae.